This is a messenger RNA of Punica granatum (pomegranate), 1351 nucleotides long. The record is from RefSeq and is a predicted model, not a curated record. NCBI's taxonomy places the organism in Eukaryota, Viridiplantae, Streptophyta, Magnoliopsida, Myrtales, Lythraceae.
CAUAAGACUCUGUGGGGGGACCAAUAGCCAUUACCAGGCAAAAAGGCCAUUAGCAGCGAUCAAUACUCAUUCCAUUUCUCCCCUUACUUUUGGCCUUACCGCUCAAUCUCUCUCUCUUGAAAAGAGAAUAUACCAUUAGAAGCACAUUCAAAGAGGUGGAGAUUUCCUGAUAUGGAAAAUAGCAACAACCAGACGUUCCAGCGGCUCCAGAGCCCAAUGAUGAUCAGGUCAUCACCGUCGAGGUUCCAGCGAGUGUGUGUCUUCUGCGGGAGCAGCCCCGGGAAGAACCCGAGCUACCAGAUCGCUGCUAUCCAACUCGGCAAGCAACUGGUGGAGAGGAACAUUGACUUGGUUUAUGGCGGAGGAAGCAUCGGUCUGAUGGGUCUUGUAUCUCAAGUUGUCUACGAUGGGGGCCGUCACGUGUUAGGAGUUAUUCCCAAGACUCUUAUGCCAAGAGAGCUCACGGGAGAGACGAUCGGGGAAGUCAGAGCCGUCUCUGGCAUGCACCAGAGGAAGGCCGAGAUGUCACGUCAAGCUGAUGCAUUCAUCGCCUUGCCCGGGGGAUACGGCACAUUGGAAGAGCUCUUGGAGGUGAUCACCUGGGCUCAGCUAGGAAUUCACGACAAACCGGUGGGAUUGCUGAACGUGGACGGGUACUACAACUCGCUAUUGACAUUCAUAGACAAGGCAGUGGAUGAAGGGUUCGUAACACCAGCUGCUCGUCACAUAAUCGUGUCUGCCCCAACCGCUCAUGAACUGCUCUCCAAGCUUGAGGAGUAUGUUCCCAAGCACUCGGGAGUGGCAUCUAAGCUCAGCUGGGAGAUGGGGCAGCAACUGGGGCACAGUACAAUAUCGGAUAUUGCACGUUGAGCCAGUCACAGGGACAUUGAUGCUGAUGCAGCUAUAGGCUUGCUAGCCAGCAUUACUUAACAGCCGUUUGAUCUAGAUCAGACAUCUCUCAACAGUCAACAGUACAUCAUCCGUAGACGGCGGGCCCCGCCCCCUCGCAGUUCCUCUUGCAACUAAAGCUGUGGAUAAAUUAAUUGUCGUAAUCAAUUAAUUAGUGUGAAAUUCUUUUUUUUUCUAUUUAAUUUUUUGGUGGGGGUAGGAAAUUAGAGUCUGACUUGUAUUCUAUUUCUUUAGGGCCCAAAAUGAAAUUGGAAAUUUGUGUAUAUUCUGAGAAAAAUGUCACCAUCAAUUUUCUUUUUCCUCUUUGUUGUUAUUAUUAUAAAAUGACGAGCAGUUUGUUACCCAUUGCUUUCAUUCUAUAGGGAUUGACGGGUGUAUGGAGAAAGACAUUUCCGUACAUAGGUUAAAAAAAUGUCUAUGUAUAAAUGUAUAUGUCGUGGUA